Ipomoea nil (Japanese morning glory) is the source of this 875-nucleotide messenger RNA. RefSeq names its product 50S ribosomal protein L7/L12. Gene Ontology annotation, cellular component: ribosome. Lineage: Eukaryota; Viridiplantae; Streptophyta; Magnoliopsida; Solanales; Convolvulaceae. Gene Ontology annotation, molecular function: structural constituent of ribosome. Gene Ontology annotation, biological process: translation. The record is from RefSeq and is a predicted model, not a curated record. The coding region runs from base 162 to 668 and encodes 168 amino acids. The transcript has a single exon.
UUUGUAAAUUAAGAAAAAAUAGAAAUUGACCCUGAGAGAUGAGAGUCGCAUCUUAGAACCCUAGUUGAAACCUCAGCAGUGUACUGCUCAUAAUCACCUUCUCUUCUCAUAGAUGCUGUAGGAACAGAUAGAAGAAAGAUUAGGGUUUUAAUCUCCUAAAAAUGGCUUCCACAAUGUCGAGAUUUCCCUCCAAAUCUCUCGCAAGACUUCUCUCCCACCGCCGUACACCAUUACUGUGUCGGCCUCUCUGCACUGCGACGGAAACGCGAACCCAGAAACUGGAGCGCAUCGCUGGCGAGCUUCUGGACCUCACCAAGCUGGAAAGGCACGACUAUGCCAUCCUCUUCCGGCACAAAAUGGGCCUCAACCGGUACGGACCGGCAGUCUCCGGCUUAGAUUCAUCGGGCUCUUCAUCUUCCGGGGCUGCGGCCACUGAAACCAAGGCCGCAGAGAAGACCGUGUUUGAUCUUAAGCUGGAGAAGUUCGACGCAGCAGCCAAGAUCAAGGUCAUUAAGGAGAUAAGGGCUUUUACAGAUUUGGGUUUGAAGGAAGCAAAGGAUUUGGUGGAGAAAGUUCCGGUGGUGGUGAAGAAAGGGCUCAGCAAAGAAGAAGCUAAUGCCCUCAUCGACAAGCUUAAGGGAGUGGGUGCUACUGCAGUCCUCGAGUAAUCAAGUUUUGUUCUUUUUCAUUGUAGAAUAACACAACUGUCAUUGAAAAUGGAAUUUCAGUUUUAUGUUUUUGAUCAAAUUUUUGUGCCCCAUUGUUCAUAUUGCUGCAAAGCCUGCAAUGCUCAUUAGCCGAUAUACUCAGACUAGGGAUUUUACAGUCUAUGAAUUGCUAAAGCAUUUUUCUGGUCUGGUGUUUUUGAACUUGAA